Westerdykella ornata is the source of this 2223-nucleotide messenger RNA. RefSeq lists its product as uncharacterized. Gene Ontology annotation, biological process: positive regulation of transcription by RNA polymerase II. The coding region runs from base 29 to 2071 and encodes 680 amino acids. Gene Ontology annotation, molecular function: zinc ion binding; transcription cis-regulatory region binding; DNA-binding transcription factor activity, RNA polymerase II-specific. Gene Ontology annotation, cellular component: nucleus. The transcript has 7 exons. NCBI's taxonomy places the organism in Eukaryota, Fungi, Ascomycota, Dothideomycetes, Pleosporales, Sporormiaceae. The record is from RefSeq and is a predicted model, not a curated record.
GCCACCACAAGACAACCCCAGUUAAUCCAUGCCCUUAACCUACCUAGGUAACAUGCAUGAGCUCCCCGUCCUGCCCCAGCUUCCCCACAAUGGCAUGCCUUAUUGCCUACUAUACCCGCGCAUGAAAAUCCGGGACGGUUCCCAGCCGCGCUCGUGUCGAAUCUUCGACACGAAAUACCUUGCCUCCAGUAUGGGGAAGCUUCGUUCGAAACACGGAUGCCUUACCUGCAGAUCACGUCACGUUAAAUGCGACGAGACACAGCCCGUCUGCGGCCAAUGCAGGAAAGGAAAUCGGCAAUGCCAGCGAGAAGAUCCCUCCAGGAUCAGCAUCCGAAGUUACCGGCCGCGAGAGACUAGAAGAGUCCGACUGGGGGUGGCGCACGACUAUGAAUCCGGGGAGGAGGUGUAUGCACCGUCUCGCAGCCGGAGCUACAGCCAGAGCGAGCACACCCCCCGAAUCGACGAGGCCGUAUCCGAGACGAGUUCUCAUAACGGUGCCGAUAUUCCGGACCAUACGCAGGCUCCAGUAACGCUAUCAGAUCGGGCAUUUCAGCACGUCCAUCUGGGCAGCCGCCGAUACAGCCAGGGCGGACAAGCACUUGGAGCAGCCCACGUUCUGGCUAACAUCAGUGCCCACGACUACCCCGGUGUUCCAAAUCCGUCGGCAGCACCACUGCCAGGAUCGACUCUGCAUGAUGGCGGCUCUCCCAGUCACCUGCAGCACGCCACUCUACCGACGUCCGAAGGGUCCCACCUGUCGCCCUAUGCGUCCCCGACCGCGGUGCAAGUGAUUGCAUCUCCACCCAACACUAGCAUCCCAUUGCUCCCUACGUCUCCCGUCUACACUACAUCCGGCAUAUCCAUUCCACAGCUACUUCAUCCAGCUUCUACUUCGCCGGAAUCGCACCACUGGGCACAGUCCCCGUCAUCAACAUCAAUUCCGGCGACACUAACCCAUCAUGAAGCCUAUCUUGUGCAUCACUACGCAGAGAAUCUCGGCCGCUGGCUCGACUGUACCGAUGCAUCCCGUCAGUUUACGUUGAAGAUCCCGGCAUUGGUGAAGACCUCACCGAUCCUCCUACAUGCGGUGCUUUCCUUUGCGGCACGGCAUGUUGGAGACACGGAGGCCGCUGAAGUAGCUCAUCAGCGUUGCCUGGAGCUGCUCAUCCUGCUGCUUAACUCGGAGAACGUCGCGGAUGAUGAAUUGCUUCUUUGCGCGAUUGUCAUACUGCGCGUGUUUGAGCAACUGAAGGUCAUGGUGACUGGUUCCGAUCAAGAGCGACACCUUGCCGGUUGCUCUGCGCUCUUGCGCGCCUCGCAGGGCUCCUGUGUCGACCCGUCAGCGCCAACCCUGCGGCAGGCGGCAUUUUGGGUUUACAUACGGCAGUGCUUGUACAACGCAUGUGUAAACCAGCAGCCUCCGAACAUUGACUUCAAUCUCACUCUGAUGCCCAUUCCAGCUGCAGCAGGGACCGAUCCCGCCAGUGACCUUCGCGUGGAGACCGCAUGGGCAAACAACAUGACGUGGAUCUGCGCCACAGUCAUUCAGUUCUGCUUCGGUGGCGGCUCCGCCGAACCUCUUGCCAGAAAGCAGAAAUGGACCGAGCUGGAAGAGGCAGUGGAGAGCUGGCUGCAGAAUCGCCCAGCGACUUUCGAUCCCAUCUGGGCCGGGCUACCGGUUCCUGGGGCAUCGAACCCGUUCCCCGAAUUCUGGUUCAUCGCAGAUUGGCAUGUCAUGGCUUUCGGAUUCUACCAUUUGUCUUGCAUGCUCUUGAUCAUGUACAAGCCUACGCCUAGGUUUGCUGUCCGGAGCGUCCACGGGAGACUACGCGAAACCGACUUCCAAGUCAUGGAACACGCUCGUGCUAUUUGCGGGGCGUGCCGAAGUUCCCCUGCCACCGUGCCAUCGUUAAUCACCUUGUGUCAUACGGUCUUCAUAUGGGGCCCGCUAAUGACGGACCAAUUUGAGAGGGACGGCGUUAUCCAGCUUCUCGUCAACGUGGAGAAAGAGCACGCCUGGCCAACAGCGUGGAUCGUCCAGUCUUUGAGGGAGGAGUGGGGUAUGGUAUGAGAUUUUUCUUUCCUUGUUCGGGAAUGAACGCAGCGAAGAGCCAAAAUGUUGUUAAUGGAAGAUACCCGGCGUUCAAGGGGGUCAAAACCUAGCGAUUUAUUCCAAGCCUAGGGGAAUCACCGUGCUGGAAAAUGACUAGGUGUUGCGAUCCU